AUGCGGAUCUCCUUCCUCCUUCUCACCGCCUCUCUGUGUGCCUCGGUCCUCCUCUUCACACCUGCCUCGGAGGGCUGCGGGCCGGGGAGGGGGUACGGCAAGAGGCGCCUCCCGAAGAAGCUCACCCCGCUCGCCUACAAGCAAUUCAGCCCGAACGUGGCCGAGAAGACGCUCGGAGCCAGCGGGCGGCCCGAGGGCAAAAUCACGCGCAAUUCCGAGCGCUUCAAAGAACUGACGCCCAACUACAACACAGACAUUAUCUUCAAGGAUGAGGAGAACACGGGCGCCGACAGACUCAUGACUCAGCGUUGUAAAGACAAGUUAAACUCUCUGGCCAUCUCUGUGAUGAACAUGUGGCCGGGUGUUAAACUAAGAGUGACUGAGGGCUGGGACGAGGACGGUCACCACUCAGAGGACUCACUGCACUACGAGGGACGAGCCGUCGACAUCACCACCUCAGACAGGGACAGAAACAAGUAUGCAAUGUUGGCACGGUUGGCUGUAGAAGCCGGAUUUGACUGGGUCUACUACGAGUCCAAAGCUCACAUUCACUGCAGUGUGAAGUCAGAACAUUCUGUGGCAGCAAAAACUGGCGGCUGUUUCCCCGGCGAUGCUACAGUUCUCCUCGAGGGCGGAGCUACUAAACAGAUACGUGACCUUCACCCCGGCGAUCGUGUCCUUGCUUCCUCAUCCACAGAUGGCCAGGGUCCACUUCUUUACAGCCCCGUCUUAUCUUUUCUGGAUCGCCAGCCCAAUGUCACAAAGACCUUUUAUAUCAUCAGAACCAACGCAGGACUAAACAUUACGCUCACCGCUGCACAUCUCGUCUUUGUCGCCGACUGCCCCGGUGAGUUGAGCAGGUCGAGGUCAGCAGAGGCUGCUGAAGUUCCCUUUGUAGGUUCCACACAGCGGGGCGGGCCGAGCUCUGCGGGUGUAGCAGGUUUGAGAACAGUUUUUGCCAGUGAUGUUCGGCCGGGACAGUGUGUACUCGCAUCGCGGGGAAAAGCAGGAUCGGAAUUCACCCUGUCCGUUGUGACGUAUGUGGCGGUGCAAAGGAGCACCGGGUUGUUUGCCCCGCUAACCCAGCACGGGUCUAUCGUGGUGAACGGUGUGCUGGCAUCCUGCUACGCUGCUCUGGACAUGCACCAUUUGGCCCACUGGGUCAUGGCCCCACUGCGAUUCUUCUACAGCCUGAUGGGACCUUCAGAACCACAGGUGGACGGGCUGCACUGGUACCCCAAGCUUCUGCAGAGGGUGGGGCAAAGCCUGCUGGAUCCCCAACACUUCCACCCCUGGGGAAUUGAGCAAGAACACAGAUAGGAGGGACAGAGAGACAUGUGACUGAUUCAUUCACCCACCAAAAUCCAGGAAAAGCACAAAACACAGCGGUUGUCUGAUAGACAGCUCAACAGAGAGACGAGCUUUUUUCCAUGAACUGUAAUCGUAUUUGAUGUACUUCAAACAUCCUUUGCUGCGUGUGUGAAAAAGUGUAUGCCAAAGAAAGAAAAAGACAGAUUUAAAA
This is a messenger RNA of Thalassophryne amazonica, 1522 nucleotides long. Its product is annotated as indian hedgehog B protein-like. Gene Ontology annotation, molecular function: calcium ion binding; patched binding. The record is from RefSeq and is a predicted model, not a curated record. Gene Ontology annotation, biological process: smoothened signaling pathway; intein-mediated protein splicing; regulation of gene expression. The transcript is spliced from 4 exons. The coding region runs from base 1 to 1320 and encodes 439 amino acids. Lineage: Eukaryota; Metazoa; Chordata; Actinopteri; Batrachoidiformes; Batrachoididae.